AUGUGGUGGGCCCUGCUGCCGCUCCCGCUGCUGCUGCCCACGGCGCUGCGCCCCAGCUGGGCAGGGCCACCCCAGGAGAGGGGCCCUCUUUUCCGGCUCACUCGGCGGGACCCCCGGGAGAGCGGGACCAGCAACGCCACGGUGUCGCCGUGCGAGGGGCUGCCCGCCGCGGGAGCCUCGACCUUGACCCUCGCGAACCGCAGCCUGGAGCGCCUGCCCCGCUGCCUGGAGCCCGCACUGCGCAGCCUAGACGUCAGCCACAACCUGCUGCGCGCCCUGAGCGCCGCCGAGCUCGGGCCCCUGACGCGGCUGCAGGUGCUGACGCUGCGCCACAACCGCAUCGCCGCGCUGCACUGGGGCCCGGGCGGGCCGGCGGCGCUGCACACGCUGGACCUCAGCUACAACCGGCUGGCCGCGCUGCCGCCGUGCGCCCCGCCCGCGCUGCCCGGCCUCCGCUCGCUGGCGCUCGCCGGGAACCCGCUGCGGGCGCUGCAGCCCCGGGCCUUCGCCUGCCUCCCCGCGCUGCGCCUCCUCAACCUCUCCGGCACGGCGCUGGGCCGCGAGCCCGGGGCGGGCAUCGCCGACGCGGCCUUCGCGGGAGCGGGCGGCGCGCUCGAGGUCCUGGACCUCAGCGGCACGUUCCUGGAGCGCGUGCAGUCAGGGUGGAUCAGAGACCUGCCGAAGCUCACAUCUCUCUACCUGAGGAAGAUGCCCAGGCUGAGAAUUCUGGAGGGGGACAUUUUCAAGAUGACCCCCAACAUGCAGCAGCUGGAUUGUCAAGACUCCUCAGCACUUACUUCUGUCCACACACACAUCUUCCAAGACACUCCUCGCCUACAGGUCCUUCUAUUCCAGAACUGCAACUUGAGUUCCUUCCCUCCUUGGAGCCUGCAUUCCUCCCAGGUCCUGUCCAUCAACCUCUUUGGCAACCCUCUCCUUUGCAGCUGUGAAUUGUCCUGGCUCCUCAGGGAUGCAAAGAGGACUGUCCUAAGCAGGGCAGCGGACACUGUGUGUGUACCAGCUUCAGGGUCCCAAGACACCUUCUCGGCCCCUCUUUCGCUGACGCAGCUGCCCACUGUGUGCCAUCUGGACCAAAGCACCACCCUCCUCGAUUCCAGCUCGCCCGACUCUGUUCCCUUCGCCCACGCACCGUCUACACAGGGUCUCACCACCCCACCGAGCACAGCCCCCUCCACUCGACCCGUGGAAGCUGGGCAGAACGUCACCAAGCCCCCCUCCCUCCCCGCGGAUUCCGCCACGCAAACUGCAUGGUCACACAGUGCCAUCAAGGUGGGGACCGCCCCCUCCCCGGCCAUCUCCACAGCGGAUUCUAGCAACUCCGGCGCUCUGCGCAGGGCAGCAAACACAGCGGGGACAGAGCCCCAAGAAGAACACGCUGCCAUGCUGGGCCAUACGCCUCACGUCUCAGCUGCCUCCACCGCCUCCGCCAGCAAACACCCUGGGCUCUUCCCUACCCCCUGGAGCCCAGUGCGGACGCCCCAGCCCGACUGCACGACACAGGCCACCCCGCAGGCACCCCUCCCGAGUCCUUCCGAGGGCGCGAUUCCAAUCUUGCUGUUGGACGACUCCAGUGAGGAGGAGGAGGAGGAGGGGCAGAAGGAGGAGGUGGGCGCGCCUCCCCAGGACGUCCCCUGUGAUUACCACCCCUGCAAGCACCUCCAGACCCCGUGCGCCGAGCUGCAGAGGCGUUCGCGGUGCCGGUGCCCCGGCCUCAGCGGGGAAGACACCCUCCCGGACCCCCCCAGGCUGCAGGCGGUGACCGAGACCACCGACACGUCGGCCCUGGUCCGCUGGUGCGCCCCCAACUCGGUGGUGCGCGGCUAUCAGAUGCGCUACUCUCCCGAGGGCCGGCCGAGGAACCAGUCGGUGACGGUGGUGGCGGACAUCUACGCCACCGCCCGGCAGCACCCCCUGUACGGGCUCUCGCCAGGCACCACGUACCGCGUGUGCGUCCUGGCCGCCAACCGGGCGGGCCUGAGCCAGCCGCCGGCCUCGGGCUGGACGCGGGCGUGCGCCGCCUUCACCACCAAGCCCAGCUUCGUGCUCAUCUUCGCGGGGCUGUGCGCCGCCUGCGGCCUGCUGUUCGUCACCACCCUGCUGCUCGCCGCGUGUCUGUGCAGGCGGGGCCGGCCGCCACGCCCCCAGCGCCACGACACGCACCUGGUGGCCUACAAAAACCCAGCCUUCGACUACCCGCUGAAGCUCCAGACGCUCAGUUAG
This is a messenger RNA of Odobenus rosmarus divergens (Pacific walrus), 2241 nucleotides long. RefSeq names its product leucine rich repeat neuronal 4 (gene LRRN4). The record is from RefSeq and is a predicted model, not a curated record. Gene Ontology annotation, molecular function: protein binding. The transcript is spliced from 4 exons. Lineage: Eukaryota; Metazoa; Chordata; Mammalia; Carnivora; Odobenidae. The coding region runs from base 1 to 2241 and encodes 746 amino acids.